Phytophthora sojae is the source of this 1950-nucleotide messenger RNA. RefSeq lists its product as hypothetical. The transcript has a single exon. Lineage: Eukaryota; Oomycota; Peronosporomycetes; Peronosporales; Peronosporaceae. The record is from RefSeq and is a predicted model, not a curated record. Bases 1 to 1950 code for a protein of 649 amino acids. Gene Ontology annotation, molecular function: ATP binding; cysteine-tRNA ligase activity. Gene Ontology annotation, cellular component: cytoplasm. Gene Ontology annotation, biological process: cysteinyl-tRNA aminoacylation.
AUGUUUAACGCGCUCUCGGGCGAGUGCGAGCCGCUCCCGCGAGAGACCUCGGUCACUCGGAAUGUGCUGAAAUGGUACUCCUGCGGCCCCACAGUGUACGACAAGGCCCAUCUGGGCCACGCUCGGGCCUACGUGAGUCAGGACAUUAUGCGCCGAGUGGCGGAGCGCACGGGCGGCUACAAGGUGCAGCUGGUCAUGGGCGUCACGGACGUGGACGACAAGAUCAUCCGCCGCGCGCAGGAGCAGCGCGUGAGCUUCCAGACGCUCGCGCGGCAGAAGGAGCAGCAGUUCUUCGAGGACAUGGCCAGGUUCUACGUUCGUCCCCCCACCGCCAUCACCCGAGUCAGCGAGCACCUGCCCGAGAUCAUCAAGUACGUCGAGCAGAUCCAGCACAAGGGCUUCGCGUAUGAAGCUGCGGACGGGUCAGGAGUGUACUUUAACACUACGCAGCUGGGUGACAAGUACGGGAAGCUGGACCCGAGACGACAGAGUCAACAGGAUGCCGAGGUGCUUGCGGCCGUGGAGGAGAGCGACGUUGUGGAGGAGGAGGAGAAGGUGAAGAAGGACCCCAAGGACUUUGCGUUGUGGAAGGCUGCUAAAGAGGAGAACGAGCCGGCGUGGGCGUCGCCCUGGGGCAUGGGACGACCGGGGUGGCAUAUUGAGUGCUCGGCGAUGACGCAUCAUGUACUUGGGGAGAAGCUGGACGUGCACACUGGCGGCGUGGACUUGAGGUUCCCGCACCAUAACAAUGAAAUCGCGCAGUGUGAGGCGCAUAACCACGGGCAACAUCAGUAUGGGCACAACGAGGAGUGGUGCAAGCACUUCGUGCACUUCGGACACCUGUAUAUUCGAGGACGGAAGAUGUCCAAGUCGCUCAAGAACUUCAUCUCGGUCAGGGAUUUCUUGGGGCAGGGACAUACGGCCGACCACUUCCGACUCUUCUGCCUGCAGUUCAAGUAUCGCGCCAACUUGGUGUACUCGGAGGAUCGAGUGCGUGACGCGGAGGCAGUGGCUGACAAAUUGAGGGGGUUCUUCCGCAGCGUCAUGGCGUACGGCGGGGAUCACGAGGUGGCACGCGGAUCCGAGGUCAAGUCGAAGCGCUGUGAACAGCCAGACUUGGAGUUGCUGGACGCUCUCUUCGCUACUCAAGCACAGGUCGACGAGGCUUUGCUGGCGGACCUGGAUACUCCUCGCGCGCUGUCACUCGUUUUGGAGUUGGUGUCUCGUGGAAAUACGUACUUGCUGGCGCAACGGGGCGAUUCGGAAGCCCCCGAUGAGGUACUGCUGUCGUUAACGAACUACGUGCUUGAAGUUCUCGAGCUCUUCGGCCUCGAGGGACUCCACGCCGAGUUUUCAGCUAUGAUGCGUCGUCGAUUCGCGGCUCCAGGUCAAACGUCACAGCAGAAAUCGACUGGCAGCGAGGACCACGUCAGUAGGGACGAGCAAGAGGCUCUCCUGCGGUCUCUACUGAAGUUCCGUGCUGCUGUAAGGGAAGAGGCCCUGCGUGAUCCGAAGCAGCCAGGAAAUGCCCGCGUUCUCGCUCUGUGUGACGCAUUGCGUAAUGAGGAACUACCUCCUCUGGGCAUCCAGAUUGAGGACCUCGCACCAGGACGCUCCGUGUUCAAGCUGCUGUCGCCUGCAGAGCGCCAAGCGGCCCAAGCUGAAGCGGAAGAGUCAAAGCAGGCAUCCCAAGAAGUGGGCAAAGCUGCGCAGGCCCUAAAGCAGAAGCAGCUCGAGUUCGAGGCGCUGAUGCAGAUCGCUCCGUUGGAUUUCUUCAGACUGUUGCCGGAGUUUGCAGGUCGCUUCGACACUUUUGACGCCGAGGGCUUCCCGCUGUUCGAGGACGGAGAGGCACUGACCAAGAGUCAACGCAAGAAGCUGGCCAAGAAGCUGGCCAAACACGAAAAGUCCUACACAAAGUACUGGGCGGUCAAGAACAAUGAACAGUAG